AUCUUUUCACUGUUCCAUUUAAUGAAUUAGGUGCUGCAUUAUUAGCUUUUACAGGAAACGAUGUUUUUAACCGAAGUAUGAGAUUGCUUGCAAGAAAACAGGAUAUCUCUCGAGGUCGCGAUGGUUUAAGUUUUGAAGGGACAUUGGUUGCACAAAGAACUGAAAGGGAAAUAUUUGAUGCUCUGGGGGUUCCAUGGCGGUAA
Racocetra fulgida is the source of this 203-nucleotide messenger RNA. NCBI's taxonomy places the organism in Eukaryota, Fungi, Glomeromycota, Glomeromycetes, Diversisporales, Gigasporaceae. The record is from the annotation of a GenBank genome assembly.